UCAGCAUCUGUUAAUUAAGAACUAGACCUAUUAGAAUAAUAUUAGAAAAAGAAAAUGCACUUGGAUCCAGAUCUUGUUGUGUGCUUUUGUUUUUAUUAAACAAAAACAUGGGGUUCAAUUCAACCCUCUACAAUCCCAAAACAGAUUACCUGUUCUCUCCUCACAGCAAUGCCUGCAACUCCAAGGAAUCUCCUGCUUUUUUCAUCCAAUAUCUUCUCCUUCACCUUACUUGUCUUGAUAAAUGCUCGUUUAUUCUGUUGUGGCUAUGCGAUCGACGAGCAGGGGAAGGCUCUUUUAGCAUGGAAGAACAGCCUGAACAGCAGUGGGGAUGCAUUGGAAUCAUGGAAUUCGUUGGAUGCUACAUCGUGCACAUGGUUUGGGAUUCGUUGCAACUUGAAAGGCGAGGUGGUGGAGUUAAGGCUGAAAGCUAUAGAUUUGCAGGGGCCAUUGCCUUCGAACUUUCAGUCUCUGAAAUCCUUGAAGACCCUUGUGCUUUCGUCGACCAAUCUUACCGGCACCAUCCCUAAGGAACUCGGAGACUAUUAUGAGCUGAAUGUUAUUGACUUGAGUGACAAUUCUCUGUCAGGUGAAAUCCCCUGGGAAAUUUGCAGGCUGAGCAAAUUGGAAACAUUGUCCCUCAACUCAAACUUUCUUGAGGGUGAGAUUCCAUCGGCGACAGCAAAUCUUUCCAGCCUUGUUUACUUGACACUCUACGACAAUCAACUCGGUGGCGAAAUCCCGAACAGUAUCGGAGAGUUGAGAAAUCUACAAGUUCUUCGAGCAGGUGGAAAUAAAAAUCUUAAGGGGGAGUUGCCUUGGGAGAUAGGAAACUGCACCAACUUGGUUAUGUUAGGCCUGGCUGAAACUAGCAUUUCCGGUCAUCUUCCCUCAUCCAUAGGAAUGCUUAAAAGAAUUCAAACCAUAGCCAUUUAUACUUCUUUGAUAUCAGGUCCUAUCCCAGAAGAGAUUGGUAAUUGCAGUGAGCUGCAAAAUCUGUACUUGUAUCAGAAUUCUAUAUCCGGUCAGAUCCCGAGUCGAGUCGGUCAGCUGAGAAAGCUUCAGGGUCUGCUAUUGUGGCAGAAUAGCUUAGUUGGUACUAUCUCAGAAGAAAUGGGAAGCUGCACGGAGCUAACUAUGGUGGAUUUAUCCGAGAAUCUUAUUACAGGUAGUAUACCAAGAAGCAUUGGAAACCUCUUGAAGCUUCAAGAGCUUCAACUGAGUGUUAAUAAGUUAUCAGGUACAAUUCCUACGGAAAUUUCAAAUUGCACGGAGCUAACUCAUCUCGAAAUCGACAACAACGCCAUCUCCGGUGAGAUUCCUGACCCCAUUGGCAACCUGAAGAGCUUGACUCUCUUCUUUGCCUGGCAGAAUAAGCUGACUGGACAUAUUCCGGAUAGUCUUUCUCAGUGCCAGGAUCUCGAGGCACUUGAUUUAUCCUACAAUAGCCUUUUUGGUUCAAUCCCGAAAGAGAUUUUCGGUUUGAGAAAUCUCACCAAGUUACUGCUACUUUCCAAUGAUUUAUCCGGUUUUAUACCACCGGAUAUAGGAAACUGCACCAAUCUGUACAGGCUACGGUUAAGUGGCAAUAAACUUGCAGGAACAAUUCCAUCAGAGAUUGGGAAGUUGAAGGGCUUGAAUUUCGUCGACUUAAGCGAGAAUCGCCUUGUCGGAGGCAUUCCUUCGUCGAUAAACGGAUGUCAAAAUCUCGAGUUUCUUGACCUCCAUUCAAAUGGUCUUACAGGUUCUUUGCCAGAUUCUCUGCCUACUAGCUUACAAUACAUGGAUAUUUCAGACAACAGGCUUAUAGGUCCUUUGACUCAUAGUAUUGGGUACUUAACUGAAUUGGCUAAGCUUAACUUGGGAAAGAAUCAACUUUCUGGAAGAAUUCCAUCUGAGAUAUUGUCCUGCAGGAAGCUUCAGUUGUUAAACCUGGGGGACAAUGGUUUCUCUGGUGAAAUUCCGAAGGAACUAGGCCAGAUUCCGGCACUCGAAAUAUCUCUCAAUCUUAGCUGCAAUCAAUUUUCCGGCCAAAUUCCAUCCGAAAUCAACGGUCUUAGCAAGCUAGCUGUACUUGAUCUCUCUCACAACAAUUUCUCUGGUAGGUUAGAAGUCCUUGCAAGCCUGCAAAACCUUGUCUCUCUCAAUGUCUCCUUCAAUGACUUCUCUGGUGAGCUGCCAAAUUCCUCAUUUUUCCGAAAGCUUCCGCUGAGUGACCUCGAAUCAAACAAAGACCUCCACAUUUCCAAUGGAGUUGUAACUUCAGCUGAUAUCGAACAUUCAAGGCAUGCUAGGCCAGCAGUGAAGCUAGCCAUGUCCAUCCUUCUAAGCGGUAGUGCAGUUCUAGUACUACUUGCUAUCUACAUGUUGGUUCGUGCCCGGUUUGCCAACAAUGGCCUCAUGGGAGAUUAUAGUUGGGAAGUGACCCUGUACCAAAAGCUCGACUUGUCAAUUGAUGAUAUAGUCCACAAUUUAACUUCAGCUAAUGUGAUCGGCACUGGGAGUUCCGGGGUGGUAUACAGGGUAAUGAUUCCAAAUGGUGAAACGUUAGCGGUUAAGAAGAUGUGGUCAUCGGAAGAGUCCGAUGCAUUCAGUUCUGAAAUCGAGAUGCUUGGCUCGAUCAGGCACAGAAACAUUGUCCGGCUUCUCGGUUGGGGUUCGAAUAGGAAUUUGAAGCUGCUGUUUUACAAUUAUCUUCCAAAUGGAAGCUUGAGUUCACUCCUUCACGGUGUCGGCAAAGGAGGAGCAGAAUGGGAGGCUAGAUAUGAUGUUGUGCUGGGUGUGGCACAUGCUCUUACAUACUUGCACCAUGACUGUGUGCCUGCAAUCUUGCAUGGUGAUGUGAAAGCUAUGAAUGUCUUAUUAGGAGCUGGCUAUGAGCCUUUCCUUGCUGACUUCGGGUUAGCUCGUGUUAAGAAAAGAAAUGAUGACGACAAAUUUUCCGAAUCAAGUCCAAGGCCACACAUAGCAGGUUCAUAUGGAUACAUGGCUCCAGAACACGCAACAAUGCAACGUAUCACGGAGAAAAGCGAUGUGUACAGUUUCGGUGUAGUCCUCUUAGAGGUUCUAACAGGAAGGCAUCCAUUGGACCCAACUUUGCCCGGGGGUGCACACUUGGUUCAAUGGGUCCGGGACCAUUUAGCAAGCAAGCGAGACCCGUCCGACAUUCUUGAUGCAAAGCUUAGAGGCAGGGCUGACCCUGCUAUGCAUGAAAUGCAACAGACACUCGCUGUAUCAUGCCUCUGUGUCAGCGCUCGGCCCAAUGACCGACCGACAAUGAAAGAUGUCGUAGCAAUGCUAAAAGAAAUCCGUCAUGUCGAGACCUCAAGGGACAUUUCAAAGGGAGCCUCAAAGGCCCCUCAGCCUCAAUCACCUCUGCCUCUGACUCGAGUAGUAGUCUCUCAAGGAUCAUCUAACUGUUCCUUUGCAUUUUCUGAUGAUUCAAACCAAGCAUCAGGCUGAGGGUUCAAGGUAUCUAUGGGAUGAGUAUGAUGCAUAAAUUUGUUGAUAGUCCAUAGAAGAAUCAUUGCAGCAUCAGCACAAGAGUUCAGAGUGGGAAAUGUUAAAUGUUAACAUUUGAGUUGUAAUUUGUGUGGGUUGCAAUAAUUAAUUAUGACUUAGCUUUCACUUAAUAAUGUAAAGUAAAACAGAAAAUAGGGAAUAUCUUGGGAGUAGAGAUGGAAAUUGUAAGAAUAUUGUAGUAGAAGGUGAAACAAUGAUUGUUGGCACUACUGGAUUUAUGUAAUUAGAAUUAAAUGCAAGAAUUGAGAGAUUCUAUUACAGC
This is a messenger RNA of Hibiscus syriacus, 3781 nucleotides long. RefSeq names its product LRR receptor-like serine/threonine-protein kinase. The record is from RefSeq and is a predicted model, not a curated record. The transcript is spliced from 2 exons. NCBI's taxonomy places the organism in Eukaryota, Viridiplantae, Streptophyta, Magnoliopsida, Malvales, Malvaceae. Gene Ontology annotation, biological process: protein phosphorylation. Gene Ontology annotation, molecular function: protein kinase activity; protein binding; ATP binding. Bases 169 to 3459 code for a protein of 1096 amino acids.